AUGCAAUCAACUUGUAUAGAAAGCUUGGGAAAUGUUAAAAGCGCAUUCUUGGGAAAAGAAAUUGAAAGUUGUAUUAAUUAUGAAUACAAUCAUGAAGCUGAAGCGAUGCCUGGAUUAGAAAAAUUUGCUGCUCUUGUCUUAAAUAAAGAAGAAGAAGAAGUGUAG
Entrophospora candida is the source of this 165-nucleotide messenger RNA. Lineage: Eukaryota; Fungi; Glomeromycota; Glomeromycetes; Entrophosporales; Entrophosporaceae. The record is from the annotation of a GenBank genome assembly.